AUGGGGGACCCAACUCCCCUCAAGGAGUGUCUUAAAUGUCCUCUUUAUGCUUACAGCCUACCACCGGAGCUUCUGACAACAUUGUCCACCAAAACCACGAAACAGCCUGUCACUGAACAACCCGACGAGAGCGCAAAGCAAGACGUUGAUGCUGUCGUGCAAGAUCUGGCGAUUGCAAUCUCAACAUCUUGCUCCCUCUGUAAGGUCUCCUAUCACAAUGUGCACGAACAACGUAGUCAUGUCCGAUCCGAUCACCACCGGUAUAAUAUUAAGAUUCAACUGCGUGGAAACACGCCGCUUGAUGAAGCUCAGUUUACGAAAGCUGUUGGAGAGCUUGAUGAGUCUAUAUCUGGCUCCGACUCCUCGGACUCAGACUCGGACGAAACUGACGGUGACACAACGCUCAUAGCAUUGUUGAAAAAACAGGCCAAGCUAUCCGAGGCGCAGUCCGAGGAAGGGACUGCCACAAAAGUCACAGCCAAGAAUCCACUUUGUUGGUUUUCUAGCUCUGGACUGCCUUCAAACAUAUCGCUGGGCAUAUACAGAGCAAUUUUUUCAAAUACUGAGCAGGAUGAACCUUCUCACUUGGUAGAAACCUUGAAGAAAAAGCAGUUGGCACCCGUACAGGCACGCACAAAUAAGUCACAGAAUCAGGAAACUACCGGCCCUCAUAUCUUCAUGUGUAUGAUUGGUGGUGGACACUUCGCUGCGAUGGUAGUGUCGCUUACGCCUGAAAUCCACCGCAAGCAGGGCGGUAUUCAAGAGCGACAAGCAAUGGUACUCGCGCACAAGACAUUCCACCGAUACACCACGCGACGAAAACAAGGUGGCUCUCAAUCCGCCAGUGAUGCCUCUCGUGGAGCUGCUCACUCGGCUGGUUCAAGUCUGCGUCGCUAUAAUGAGGCUGCACUCGAGAAGGAUAUUCGAGAUUUGCUUUCGGAUUGGAAAGAGAUGAUCGACACCUCGGAACUGCUGUUCGUCCGAGCUAGCGGAACAACAAACCGAAAAAUCUUGUUCAACCAAUAUGAGGGGCAGGUUCUCAAGCAGAACGAUCCCCGCAUGAGAGGCUUCCCCUUCAACACUCGUCGCGCGACUCAGGGAGAGCUCAUGCGAUCCUUUAAAGAGCUGACUCGGGUUAAAGUGAGUGAGGUUGAUGAGGCCGCGCUGGCGGCAGCAGCGUCGGCUGCCAAACUGAAGGAGGAGUCUAAGCCACUCACCCCUCGUCCGAAGCCCCAGAAGCCCAAUUUGUCCAGAGAGGAAGAGGAUGCUCUGCUGCAAACUUCGCAAAUCCAGUCCCUCAUCAGGCGAUCUAAGGUCCCUGGGCUGAUGACUUACCUCGAGAACAACUCGAUCCCAUCCUCAUUUAUCUUCCAGCCAGCACAACAAGGUCAAUUUUUCCGUUGUCCCACCCCUCUCCACCUCGCAGCAAAUCACAAUUCUGCUGCUAUUGUGACCGCUCUUCUUACAAGAGCCGGAGCGGACCCCACCAUCCGCAGCCAUGAGAGUAAAACACCAUUUGAGCUCGCAGGGGACCGUCCCACUCGCGAUGCGUUCCGUAUUGCUCGUCAUGAAUUGGGCGAGGACAAGUGGGAUUGGACCAAAGCCAAUGUCCCAUCUGCCGUGUCCAAAGCAGAGGUGGAGAGUCGUGUUGAGACUGAGCGAAAGGCUGUCGAAAUAGAAGAAACCAAGCGCCGCAAGGCCGAAGUUGAACGACUGAAGAAGGAAGAUGCGAAAAAGGCAUCCCAAAGAGUGACGAAAUCAGGUGGUCGAGCUCUGGGAGUUGGCAAGACGGCAGCCGAGCAACGUGAGGAGGAGACUCGAGGCAUGACACCUGAGAUGAGGAUGCGAUUGGAACGAGAGCGACGAGCCAGAGCUGCUGAAGAGCGCUUUCGCAAUAUGCAGAGCAAAUGA
Molecule: messenger RNA, 1911 nt
Organism: Penicillium taxi
Lineage: Eukaryota; Fungi; Ascomycota; Eurotiomycetes; Eurotiales; Aspergillaceae
Product: putative C2H2 finger and ankyrin domain protein
Exons: 2
Coding region: 1-1911 (636 amino acids)
Molecular function (GO): protein binding
Source: RefSeq, a predicted model, not a curated record